AUGCACUACUCCUCCGUCGUCGUCUCCGGCCUCGUUGCCGCCGCCGCCCGUCAAGUCGGUGCCGUCCCGUACCCGAGGUCGGACAACAAGUCGGAACCGGUCUACAAGCCCAUCACCAACAUCCAAUUGGGCCCGAGACCCUACUGGCUGGUCAACGACAUGGACGAAGGCCCCCUCAAGGACAAGCUGCAGUCGUGUACCGAGCAGCCCAUCAAGGCUUCGAGCUGGAGCAUUGGUCAUCGUGGCGGCGGCACAAUGAUGAUUCCCGAGGAGUCCGUCGAGUCCAACCUGGCAGGUGCCCGUAUGGGUGCUGGUGUCCUCGAAUGCGACGUUGCCUUCACCAAGGACCGCGAGCUGGUGUGCCGCCACUCCCAAUGCGAUCUCCACACCACGACCAACAUCGUCGCCAUUCCCGAGCUGAAUGACAAGUGCACCACUCCCUUCAAGGCCGCUUCCAGCGGCACAGCUGCUACCGCCAAGUGCUGCACUUCAGACAUCACUCUCGCCGAGUUCAAGUCGCUCUGCAGCAAGAUGGAUGGUUUCAACGCCUCUGCCACCACGCCCGAGGCCUUCCUCCACGGCACCCCGAACUACCGCACCGACUUGUACGCCACCUGCGGCACUGUCAUGUCGCACAAGGAGCAUAUCGCCCUGACCAACGACCUUGGUCUGAAGUUCACCCCCGAGCUCAAACUCCCCGAGGUCCCGAUGCCCUUCGAGGGCAACUACACCCAGGAGAUGUACGCUCAGCAGAUCGUCGACGAGUACAAGGAGGCUGGCAUCGCCCCCGAGCGCGUUCUUCUUCAAUCCUUCUGGUACCCUGACGUCCUCUACUGGCUCAAGGCCGAGCCCGAGUUCGGCAAGCAGGCUGUCCUCCUCGACGAGAGCGGCGACACCCCCGAGACCUUCCCCGGAGCCGUCGCAAACCUCACCGAGUUCGCUGCCGCAGGUGUCAAGAUCAUGGCGCCCCCUCUUUACUACCUCGUCACCGUCGAGGAUGGCAAGAUCGUCCCCAGCAGCUACGCCAAGAAGGCCAAGGAGCUGGGUCUCAAGCUCGUCUCCUGGUCUCUGGAGCGUUCCGGUUUCUUGGGUGACGGAUCCAAGGGCGGCUACUACUACACCUCCAUCGCCAACGUCACCAAAAAUGACGGCGACGUCUACAACCUGCUCCACGUUCUUGCUCAGGAUGUUGGUGUUGACGCUGUCUUCUCCGACUGGAGUGCGACCGUGACCUACUAUGCCAACUGCUUCGGUCUGUUUUAG
Messenger RNA from Colletotrichum chrysophilum, 1263 nucleotides. RefSeq lists its product as uncharacterized. The record is from RefSeq and is a predicted model, not a curated record. The coding region runs from base 1 to 1263 and encodes 420 amino acids. The transcript has a single exon. NCBI's taxonomy places the organism in Eukaryota, Fungi, Ascomycota, Sordariomycetes, Glomerellales, Glomerellaceae. Gene Ontology annotation, biological process: lipid metabolic process. Gene Ontology annotation, molecular function: glycerophosphodiester phosphodiesterase activity.